Lactuca virosa is the source of this 1463-nucleotide messenger RNA. NCBI's taxonomy places the organism in Eukaryota, Viridiplantae, Streptophyta, Magnoliopsida, Asterales, Asteraceae. The record is from the annotation of a GenBank genome assembly.
GGUGAAGGAAAAAGAAACGACGUGGAAUCACUCGCAUCUCACUGUCCAUUUGUCCCCCUUCCAUUCCAUUCCCCCUUUCUCCUCCGUCGCUCUGAUACACACACUCGUAGAUAUGGCUUCCACCACACUUCAUUCACGGCUAUCUCACACUCAGUCGCCGGCGAUUACUCGGAGCACUUCCCCUCUUCGCCAGAUCACCGGCAAUUCGCUGACUUGGAGCCGCGCGUUUGCUCCCGACCGCCUUCUUUCCGCCGUCUCGCAUUCUUCUCUUAGAGGAGUUAAAGGAUCUGUGAAGCCAUUGAUUACAUGUGCUGCUGGAACAGAACCUGUAGCAGCAGCUAAUUUAGCACCAGGAACCCCAGUGAGGCCAACCAGCAUCAUGGUUAUUGGAGCUACAGGAACUUUAGGAAGACAGGUGGUUAGGCGUGCACUUGAUGAGGGAUAUGAUGUGAGAUGCCUUGUCAGACCUAGACCUGCUCCUGCUGAUUUCCUCCGUGAUUGGGGUGCCACUGUUGUAAAUGGAGACUUGAGCAAACCUGAAACAAUUCCCGCUACAUUGGUUGGUGUUCAUACAAUUAUUGACUGUGCCACUGGGCGCCCUGAGGAGCCUAUUAAAACCGUAGAUUGGGAAGGAAAGGUUGCUCUUAUACAGUGUGCAAAAGCAAUGGGAAUCCAAAAAUAUGUAUUCUUUUCGAUUCAUAAUUGUGACAAGCAUCCGGAAGUUCCAUUAAUGGAGAUCAAGUAUUGCACUGAGAAGUUUCUUCAGGACUCUGGUAUUAACCAUGUUGUCAUUCGGUUAUGUGGUUUCAUGCAGGGGCUCAUAGGUCAAUAUGCUGUGCCCAUAUUAGAAGAAAAGUCUGUAUGGGGAACAGAUGCCCCAACAAGAAUAGCUUAUAUGGACACCCAGGAUAUAGCUCGUUUAACAUUUAUUGCUAUACGAAGUGAAAAAGUCAAUGGAAAGCUUCUCACAUUUGCUGGACCUCGUGCAUGGACAACUCAAGAGGUGAUAACAUUGUGUGAGAGGCUAGCUGGACAAGAUGCAAACGUAACCACAGUUCCAGUCUCGGUUCUCAAAUUCACUCGCCAGCUAACUCGUUGUUUUGAAUGGACCAAUGACGUUGCCGACAGACUGGCAUUUUCAGAGAUUUUGACGAGCGACACGGUAUUCUCUGUACCAAUGAACGAGACAUAUCAGCUUCUUGGUGUGGAUCAAAAAGAUAUCAUCACAUUAGAGAAAUAUUUGCAAGAUUACUUCACAAACAUACUCAAGAAGUUAAAGGACCUCAAGGCCCAAUCCAAGCAAAGCGACUUCUACAUUUAAUAAAGAUAAAUACUUAAUUAUCUUUGUGUUUGUAGUUUGUACAUGAAGCUUUGUUAUUCAAAUACCACAUAUAUCACUUUGUAACCAACUAUAAUUAAGAGGUGUUAAAUUUUUGUAAAUCUAAAUUUUCCUAUUGCAUGUA